Messenger RNA from Cyphellophora europaea CBS 101466, 1791 nucleotides. RefSeq lists its product as uncharacterized. The record is from RefSeq and is a predicted model, not a curated record. The transcript has a single exon. Lineage: Eukaryota; Fungi; Ascomycota; Eurotiomycetes; Chaetothyriales; Cyphellophoraceae. Bases 1 to 1791 code for a protein of 596 amino acids.
AUGUCCAUGGACGGGAGCGUCACAACUACUCCUGGAGAUAUGCCUUCGCUGCUGUCAACAACGGUGCCGCAGUUUGCUGGUCGCGCACGUUCACUACCGACCAAUGCGUUGCAAGAUGGUCGCCGACGGUCCACCAUCGCCGGCAUCGUCCUCCGCAAGAAGAGUGAAAUCGAGAUAGUGCUCGAGGGCCAAGAAGUCGAGUUCGUCAACGUUUACUCCACCCACGAUAGCAUCCAAGGCCACGUCGAGCUACGUUUCGAGAAAGACACGCCGCUGGAGGAGCUCAUCAUCACCUUUGAGGGUCACUCGGCCACCUAUGUCGAGAAGCUCGCCUCCACCGCGCCCACCACGGGGCGUACUACUGGCAAACAUGCCUUCCUCAAGCUCUUACAGCCUGUUGAUGGCGACGAGCUACCGCUUGACAACAUCUUACGCGCAGACACUACCUACAGCGUCCCUUUUCUCUUCCGCGUGCCCCCAACUCUGCUUCCAUAUGUUUGCUCCCACAAAGUCGACCACGAAGGCGUGCGCAAACCCCAUCUCGAGUUGCCACCAUCCAUGGGUGACCCCACCAUUGCCGGUGACGGCCAUGCGCUGAUGGACGACAUCGCCCCUGCUAUGAGCCGUGUGUCAUACGCCGUCCGCGUGCGUGCCACAAGCCGCCUGGCGAAUGGCAAGCCCUUCGACCUCGCCGAGCAGACUAAGAAGGUCCUCAUCGUUCCGGCCAAGGACGAGGCGCCACCAGUGCACAUCGACGACGACGGCCUGUAUGCGCUGCGGCGUGAGCGAUCGGUCAAGAAGGGCCUCUUCAAGAUCGGCAAGGUCGGUCGCAUCACGGCUGAGACGACGCAGCCGCGGAGCUUCCGCCUGCCACACCCGAGCAAGAGGAUCACCGAACCCGUGUCCACCAACACGACCGUGUGCUUGCGCUUUGAUCCCGUUGCCGAAGGCGAUCACCCCCCGUCCAUGGGCUGCAUCACGAGCAGGCUGAGGGCCUACACUUUCUUCGGCGCGGCGCCAUACCGCGUCCUCCCAGAGAUCCAUCGCUACGAUAAUUGGAGCACCUUGCACGGCGUCUACUCGGAAUCCAUCGAGCUCUCUCAGCGCAACCUCAGCACCGUGACAUGGACCCGACACGCCCCCGGCACGAGCCCGAUCAGUCGCACGAGUUCUGCUGUCUCGGCAUGCACGGACGCCAGGCGGCCCUCAACGUGGUCCGCCUCAUCUAGCACGGCCAGCAACGUCCCAGAACCCAGCGCGGCCUACAACCCAGACCUCCCCUUCUACACGGCCCAGGUGUUGGUCCCGCUUGCGCUUCCCACGCCACAGGGCAACAGCAAAACCAAGGUCUUCCUGCCCACGUUCCACAGCUGCAUCAUCUCGCGCACCUACACCCUGGACCUCAUGCUCAGCUACAACACCCCCGGCACCAGCGUGAGCACGCCGCACAUCACGCUCAAGUGCCCCGUGCAAGUCAGCGCCGAGGGUGGCACGCCCCCGCCGACCGCGGCACCGUACCACGGCAUGGCGGCGACCGAGGAAGAAGAAGCCGCUCUUCUCGCCGAGAUCGAGCGCCAGUUCGGCCUGAACCUAGGCUUGGGCCUCGAGAGCCCCGACUACGACGAGGUGGCGCCGCUGCUGCACGCGCAGCGGCACGCCAGCAUCGCGACCAGCGCGCCCGUCAGCGGUGGCGCGCCGCCGGAUUAUACCGCCAAUAACACGGCGUUUGCGCGGAGCACGAGGGUCGGCGGCGCGAGGACCACGAGUGUGAGUGCUUUUGGAUUUACUUGA